AGAUUCGUAAUUUUUAAAUAAUACAUUAAAAUUAUUUACUUUAAAACUUUAUAUAUUUAUGUAUCCUUAUAUACAUACGCUUUUGGAACGUUUAAUAAGAUUGAGCUAUGCAACGUAAAAAGGAUUGCAUGAAAACUUUGCCUCUGCUGGAAGGAGCAAAAGUAAUUGUUAUAGAUGAAGGACUAGAAGCACUAUACGCAAGAAUGUUAUUAGCUGGUUGGAUGCAUAUAUGGUUAGAGAAAGAUCAUAAUUAUAAUGUCGAUAUACUGUCAUUUUGCGAUCCAAAAUUUUGGUAUGAUAAUGAACCAGAAUCAUUUAUCUCCAGGAAUGUUCGAUUGCAUGAUUAUUACAGCAUCAACAUUGAUAAAGUAGAAAAUGAAGAUAUAGAUAAUUUCAAACCUAUUCUUGAGACUAUUAAUUCACGUAAUAUAGUUGUUAUUGAUUGCCUAAGCUCCUUGGUUUUAUAUGCUGGUUUAGCAAAAACUCUGUGGUUUGUAGAGAAGCUGAGUAAGCAAGUGUCGCAAUUGAUUUGCAUUUAUAGAAGGGAUUUUAUACAGGAUGAAAUUCCUGCUAUUGAGACAUUGGGCACCACUUACGUGAAGUUAGAAAAAUAUGUUGGAAUCAACACAAUAAACAGUUUAGUUUACAGCACGACAUUUAUCCAUAGAAAACCAGGUGGUUCUGUGUUAUAUCAAACAGAAGUAAUAACUCAGGACAAUAUGACCUAUCAAAUCAUUACUGCAAGCAUUACUGCACCAAAUGAUCACAGGGAUCAAGUAAAUAUUAAUCAACCUGUGAAGAUCGAAUCGUCCUUUAGGAUAGAAAUAAAUGCUCGAGAGAUGGAGCAAAGAAACAGGACGCCUUUACCUUACACAAUAAGUGCAGCAAACACAUCCAAGAUACAUUAUCAACCAGAUGAUAUAGAUGACAUAGAUGAAGAUGAUCCAGAUGAUGAUUUAUGUAUUUGAAUUGAUUAAGACAGAAUACUUGUACAAAGACUAUUUAAUUUUUUAAGAUUUUUCUUAAUAUGUAUUUUAUAUGUAUUACAUAAAACGAAACUCAUCACUGCACAUUGUCUGCAAACUAAAUUCUUCCAGAUCCUGGAGUAAACUGAAUACUCUGUACAAAUUUUAUACAUGCACUGAAGAAGGAAACAACUUUGUUUACUAAUAAACCAUUGUAUUUCUGAUAUAA
Molecule: messenger RNA, 1194 nt
Organism: Harpegnathos saltator (Jerdon's jumping ant)
Lineage: Eukaryota; Metazoa; Arthropoda; Insecta; Hymenoptera; Formicidae
Gene: Elp5
Product: Elongator complex protein 5
Exons: 3
Coding region: 108-968 (286 amino acids)
Biological process (GO): tRNA wobble uridine modification
Cellular component (GO): nucleus; elongator holoenzyme complex; cytosol
Molecular function (GO): tRNA binding
Source: RefSeq, a predicted model, not a curated record